Molecule: messenger RNA, 1386 nt
Organism: Camelus dromedarius (Arabian camel)
Lineage: Eukaryota; Metazoa; Chordata; Mammalia; Artiodactyla; Camelidae
Gene: IVL
Product: involucrin
Exons: 2
Coding region: 65-1051 (328 amino acids)
Source: RefSeq, a predicted model, not a curated record
CUCCACUGGACGCUUCUCUGGCCAUCCUUCCUGUGAGUCUGGUUGACCUAAAGCAACUUCCAAGAUGUCGCAGCAAUACACUCUGCCAGUGACCCUGCCCCCUGCCCUCAGUCAGGAGCCCCUCAAGUCUGUUCCUCCUCCCACUGAUAUCCAGCAGGAACAAGUGAAGCAGCCAACUCCUCUGCCUGUCCCAUGCCUGGAGGUACCCUCUGAGCUCCCAGGGGAGACCCCUUUGGAGCACGGGGAGAAACACACAACUCUUGUGAAGGAGGUACCCGAGCAAGAGUGUGAGCUGCAGCAGAAGGAGCCACAGCAGCCGGAACAGCAUCAUGAGCAGCAGCAACAACAAGAGUCACAGGAGCAGGAACAGCACGUGGAACAGCAGCAGCAAGAGUCACAGGAGCAGGAACAGCACGUGCAACAGCAGCAGCAAGAGUCACAGGAGCAGGAACAGCACGUGGAACAGCAGCAGCAAGAGUCACAGGAGCAGGAACAGCACGUGCAACAGCAGCAGCAAGAGUCACAGGAGCAAGAACAGCACGUGGAACAGCAGCAGCAAGAGUCACAGGAGCAGGAACAGCAUGUGGAACAGCAGAAGCAAGAGUCACAGGAGCAGGAACUGCAUCUGGAACAGCAUGUGGAGCAGCAGCAGCAGGAGCUACAGGAGCAGGAAGUGCAGCAGCAGCAGCAACAAGCAGAGUGUGGGGAACAUCAGGAAGCAGAAGACCCGGAGCAGCAGCUGGAGCAGGAGAAGGCACAAAGGCAGCAGCCGCUAAAGGGAGAGCUGGAACAGGAGAACAAUCUCCUGGACCAGCAGCUGGACCAAGAGCGAGCAAAGAAAGAUGAGCAACUGGAAAGGAAAGAGGAGCAGCUGCUGGAACACCUGGAGCAGCGGGAGAAGCAGCAGGACCCAGCAGCGCAGCAGGGGGGGCAGCUGAAACAGCCUGUGUUUACCCCAGCCCCUGGCCAGGACCAGGAGACCCACCCCGCCCAGCCGCUGAAGGGAGACGUCUUGCUCCCUGAAGAGCAGCAGCAGCAGCAGCAGGUGUAGUGCCCCCCCCCAAACAUAAAUCACCACCCCCAGGGGCCCAGAGGCCCCCGGCAAUCCCGCACAAGUGAAGAGAGCACCAGUGGCCUCGCUUACCUCAGGUCCUCUGCCUGGUGGCCCGCCUUGUCUGUGAACCUGCCCGACCCUGUCCUUCUGCACGUCCUUUGGUAGGGCUGGGGGGAGGGGACGUUGCCACCCAGCGCCCAUCACCCUGAGCCCAGCCCCAACCUCCGGUGGCCAGAGCCUCUGCCUGAGGACAGUUACUACAGCAACUCUGACUGCAUCCCCUCAGUGUGAUAGCUGAAUCUGUGAGUGUGCACAAUGAUACAGAAUAAAUC